Molecule: messenger RNA, 1407 nt
Organism: Synchytrium microbalum
Lineage: Eukaryota; Fungi; Chytridiomycota; Chytridiomycetes; Synchytriales; Synchytriaceae
Exons: 12
Coding region: 1-1407 (468 amino acids)
Biological process (GO): mitotic sister chromatid segregation; mitotic spindle organization; microtubule nucleation
Cellular component (GO): centrosome; nucleus; gamma-tubulin complex
Molecular function (GO): GTP binding; structural constituent of cytoskeleton
Source: RefSeq, a predicted model, not a curated record
AUGCCACGAGAGAUUAUCUCAUUACAGGUCGGCCAAUGUGGAAAUCAAAUUGGUCAAGAGUUUUGGGCUGGACUAUGCGCGGAACAUGGUAUUAGUCCAGAUGGUAUAUUAGAGGAAUUUGCUACUGAGGGUGGAGAUCGAAAAGAUGUCUUCUUUUAUCAAGCUGAUGACGAGCACUAUAUACCACGUGCUAUAUUAUUAGAUUUAGAACCACGGGUGAUCAACAACAUUUUACAAUCACGAUAUGCCAAUUUAUACAAUCCGGAAAACAUAUUCUUGUCAACGGAUGGUGGUGGUGCUGGUAACAAUUGGGCAGCAGGAUACUCACAGGGCGAGAAGGUGUACGAGGAAGUGAUUGAGAUGAUUGAUCGUGAAGCAGAUGGCAGUGAUAGCUUAGAGGGAUUCAUGCUACUGCAUUCAAUUGCAGGAGGAACUGGAUCUGGCCUUGGAUCCUAUCUGCUAGAAACUCUAAAUGAUCGAUACCCAAAGAAGCUAGUUCAGACCUAUUCAGUGUUUCCAAACAAUGAAGAGACAAGUGAUGUUGUUGUGCAGCCAUACAAUUCUCUCUUGAGUUUGAAACGACUUACUUUGAAUGCUGAUAGUGUCGUGGUCUUGGAUAAUGCUGCACUCAACAGAAUCGCUGCUGACCGACUGCACAUCCAAAACCCAACUUUUGCUCAAACCAAUCAACUUGUGUCGACAGUCAUGAGUGCAAGCACCGUCACUCUCCGUUAUCCAGGAUAUAUGAAUAACGACUUGGUGGGGAUGAUUGCCUCAUUGAUUCCUACACCACGUUGCCAUUACUUGAUGACAAGUUACACGCCCUUCACUGGUGAUCAGGUUGACAAGGCAAAGAGUAUUCGAAAGACCACAGUAUUGGAUGUUAUGCGACGAUUACUUCAACCGAAAAACAAGAUGGUGUCCACCAACCCGACAAAGAAGAGUUGCUACAUAUCAAUAUUGAACAUUAUACAAGGGGAUGCUGAUCCAACUGAUGUACACAAAUCACUCCUGAGAAUACGAGAAAGACGACUAGCUCAAUUUAUUCCAUGGGGUCCAGCAUCCAUUCAAGUUGCCUUGUCUCGCAAGAGUCCAUAUGUACAAACUCCUCAUCGAGUGUCUGGGCUCAUGCUGGCUAACCAUACAUCCAUUGCAUCUCUUUUCAAACGUACAUGCGAUCAAUAUGAUCGACUACGAAAAAGGAAUGCCUUUUUGGAACAGUAUCGACGGGAACCCUUGUUUGCUGAUGGAUUGGAGGAGUUUGACUCGUCAAGGGAAGUUGUCCAAGAGUUGAUCAAUGAGUAUGAGGCAUGUGAAUCACCAGAUUACGUAAACUGGGAUCCAACUAUGGCAGCUGGCACCUUAAACUCCGCGCCAAAGGUUGAUCAAAGUGCACGAUUAGGCUAG